This is a messenger RNA of Neopsephotus bourkii (Bourke's parrot), 2050 nucleotides long. It is a transcript of the gene CLBA1, whose product is annotated as clathrin binding box of aftiphilin containing 1. Gene Ontology annotation, biological process: intracellular transport. Gene Ontology annotation, cellular component: AP-1 adaptor complex; trans-Golgi network membrane. Lineage: Eukaryota; Metazoa; Chordata; Aves; Psittaciformes; Psittacidae. The transcript has 5 exons. The record is from RefSeq and is a predicted model, not a curated record. Gene Ontology annotation, molecular function: clathrin binding. Bases 997 to 2001 code for a protein of 334 amino acids.
UCCAUCCGGACCCCGCGGUGUGCCCGGCCGGCCCUGAGCCACCUUCGAGGUGAACUUUGGGGAGAAACCGCCCAGAUUAACUCGGUCUGUUAAACACGGAGGACACCUAAUAGCAGACGGUCUUUCCGAAGUCGUUUUAGUGAAGCUACAAACUCUCCCCCAGAACAGCUUCUCAGUCCGUAAAGUAGUUGAGGAGACGUGAUUAGUCUCGUAUGAUAAAUGCAGUAUUGCUUGCAUAAUUUACAGAUGUCAAACUGAACUUUUUAACUGUAUCUGAAUUGCUAAAGUAGUUGCAGCACUAUGUUUUUCACAGGAUUAAAUGGCCAGUGACCGUGUCGCUGCAAGUCUCGUUCACCUCUUUAGUAAUCGCUCGGACAGGAAAAGCCCUGGCAGGCAAAAAGAGCGCUGCUCGAGUGUGCAUGAUGAGGGUGAAAUAGUUACAGUAAAAAGUAAUAGUUACAGAAAAUAUUUAGUAAGUGUCAGAUACUGCCUAUAAUUAUUCUUGUUUGUUUCCUGUAUACUCAAUCAGUACUCCAUCAGUAUCCAACAACUUCUGUUAAGUGUUUGCUGAAUACUGUUCACCAGUUCCGCGGCUUGCUUGUGGUGUGGGCGGAUAGCUCGGUGUGAAUUUUAAAUCAUUUUGCCUAUGGCAAUUUUCAGUUGUGUAAUACUGGAAUGUGUUUAUUUUAACCUGAGCGUUCGUUCUCCUUCCUUAUCACGUAUCUUUCUUUAUUCCGACACUUAUCACAGAAGUAUUUAUUUAUAAUUCUUUCUUUGCAGGCUAAUAACCUACAUAGAAAAUGAGACUGAAUAACAUGCACAUGCUGAUUACUGGAGGAGAGGCUGAAGGACAUCCUGUUUUGAUUUAGCAGUGUUACUGUUCUUUGGGGUUAAAUGGAGAAUUUGAUUCUGUUUUGGAAAUAUUCAUGUAUCUAAUGCAACUGCACUUCAGUAGCCUUUUUUUGCAGUGCAGAUUUCAACAAUUUUUUCUUAAAGAUGCAGAACCUAUCACUAGGACAAAGUCUUACUGAUACAGACACAUCGUACCAAAUGUCUCUAAAAGACCUGACAGUUGAAGUAGGUGGUACAUCUCUGGAUGAAAGUGACUAUAACUCGAAUGGAAGGACAAUUAACAAAGAAAGUACUAAUCUUGAAGUCAUGCAGCAAAGCCUCCUUGUAGUGAAUAGCAAAGAGAGAAGUUGUGAGGGAUUUUCUGAAAGCAGUUACAGUACCACAGAACCCAGUGGUUCCUGGGGUGAUUUUGAAGGCUUUGAGGAGUCCUUGGGUGAGUCAGAGAGAUUCAGUCAAAAUCUUGAAGUUUUGGUGAAGUCAACAGAAACUUCUGGAGUUGAUAGAGACUUAAGCAGUGGACACUGUAGCACUGAUGCUGAUCACUUUUAUUGUGAGCCAUCUCUACACAGUGUGAUACAGGAGGCUUCAAGCUCUCUAAAUGAGGCAAGCCAGAGCUAUGAGGAUAUGUUUAAGUUGAGCUUUCCAGAAGUCUUUGUAUCACAGUCCAGCGAGAGCAUAAGAAGCUUAGAUCAAGUACUUGAUACAGAUAAUGGAGAUGUUGGGAUUCCUGAACUUACAAAGAAUCUACUUUGCACUGAUUCUGGAAACAUAUGGAGAACACUUAGAGACUAUUAUAAUGCUCCCAGUUUAAGACAUCCUUGGAGUAAAUCUCAUUGCCAAGAAAACCUCUUGAGUGUUCUUGGAAUAGAUGCAAAUCAAAAGGACUUUUCAGAGAGCCAGGAUAUUUUUGAGGAAUCAAAUGUUAAAGAUACUGAGGACUUCAGAUUUGAUGGAUUCAGUAUUAAUGACUGCAAAGCACUGAUCCAGACCAAGCUUUCUGUAUCACCAGAUUCCAGACACGGUCAUCUUUUCACCUGUGACCUCUUCUUGAAAACCACAUCAUCAAAUGGAAACAUGCAGUAUAUCACAACCCCAAGGAAAAGGCAUAUUUUUGCUGCAUGCAACCUAAAAAUGAAAUUUUUUCAGUAGUGAUGUUUGAACCAAAUGCACUUUUUAAUUAUUUUGUUUUCUUUUUGAA